UGGACUUUACAUCAAGGCUAUGCAAUUCUCAUGCUAUGCAAGUCCGUCUUGCAUGGCGUAUCUCUUGCCUAGCCUGACCUUUUUACAUCAGAGCUAUUUCUGUGCAUUUUAGAUACGACUUUCAUUGUUGCCAACAGAGAGGAAAUAUUUCAAUAUUUGAGGUUAUUUUUACUGAUGUAAACGUAAAUAAACAAUAUAAUUAUUAUACCGUUAUUAUACUAUUUACUAUUUAGUAUAUUAUUUAUUUAUUAUACUAUUUAUUAUAAAAAUACAAAGGUAAAGGAUGUCAACAGAAGUAAAGAAAACAUUGUUGUUACUUAAUGUUGCUGUUGUAGCAACAAUGAUGAAAAAUAAAAAAAAAAGAAAACCUCGAAAAUACUGGGUCAAACCUUGGUUGAAUGCAGAACUGGGAAAUUUGAGAUUACCCCAAGAGUUCUUGGAUGCUAGGGACCUGCAAAGUUUUAAAAACUUUCUUAGAAUGAACGAGUACACUUUCCUUAAGCUCCUGGAAAAGAUUAAUCCACGAAUUCAGAAAAAAGAUACCAAUUUUCGCCAGUGCAUUCCAUCAAGAACAAAACUAAUAAUAACUUUAAGGUAUCUGUCAACUGGAGAAACUUUUAGAUCUCUAAUGUAUAAUUAUAGAGUAUCAGAGUCUGCUAUAUCUGAAUUUAUUCCAAUUGUUUGUAGAGCAAUUUAUGAUGAACUAAAGAGAGAUUACUUGAAGGUACCAUGUACAACAGAAGAAUGGUUAAACAUUUCUAAGGAGUUUGAGGAAACAUGGAACUUGCCAAAUAUUUUGGGAGCCAUUGAUGGCAAACAUGUGAUCAUACAGGCUCAGCAACAAGAAGGUUCUGCUUUUUACAAUUACAAAAAGCAACAUAGUAUUGUUUUACUAGGUUUGGUAGAUGCCAACUAUAACUUCUUGUAUGUAAAUGUAGGCAUGAAUGGAAGAGUUUCAGAUGGUGGUGUUUACAGAGAAAGUGACCUGUAUAAAGCUGUUGAACAAAAUGUACUGAAGUUUCCUAAUGAUAAACCUCUACCACUAAGGAAUACUCCAGUACCAUUUGUUUUUGUUGCUGAUGCAGCAUUUCCUCUGUCAACACAUAUAAUGAAGCCAUACCCCUUUAGAAACAUGACGCGUCAGGAACGCAUUUUUAAUUAUAGAUUAAGCCGUGUUCGCCGUGUGGUUGAAAACACUUUUGGAAUACUUGCAAAUAGAUUUCGUGUUCUGUUAAAUGUAAACCUUUUGGUUCCAGAAAAGGUAAAAAUUGUAACGUUAGCCUGUUGUGCACUGCACAACUUUUUACGACAUGAGUUAAAAACCAAAUAUACUGGUGUCAAUCCUGAGAGGGACAUUAACAAAAAAUACACACUGGCUUGUGGUUUGAGUGCUCAGGGUGGUAACAGGCCUAAAAAACUUGCCAUUGAAAUACGAGAAGAAUUUAAAGAGUAUGUCAAUGGAGUUGGUAGUGUUUCGUGGCAAGAAGAUAUGUGCUAGCUAAUGAUAAUAAUAAUAAUAUAAUAUGUACAGUCGGAAAAAUGAAAUAAUACUCAUGAAUGAACAUAUAAAACACGCUGUAUUUUCCUGUCACCGUAUCACAAAGAAAAUUGUCCAGUGCAAAUACAUGCAACAAUAAUUAUCACAUGUACUUGCGCUGGCCAAUUUUUUGUGUGACACGGUGACAGGAAAAUACAGCGUGUUUUAUAUGUUCGUUCAUGGGUAUUCUUUCAUUUUUCCUACUGUAAGCAGUACGAGCCUAGUAGGCCCAUAGCUUGAUGUACUAUUCUUUUCCACUCCCUUUUGUCAGUUGUUUUUCUUUCCCAGUUCCUUACGUUAAUUCUUCUCUAACUCCAUUACUCCAUCGUGACCUCAGUCUUCCUCUUCGCCUUUUCCCUACCAAUGCACUAGAUAGUACCUUUCUGGGAAUUCUAGAUGGAAUCAUCCUCUGCACAUUGCCCAACCAUGUAAGUCUUUCCGCCUUAAUUACUGCUAGUAUGUUAGGAUCUUGAUAGAGCUCAGUUAGUUCCUUAUUUGUUGUUCUUACCCAUUGUCCAUUUAAGUUUUUCCCACUGAAGAUUUUGCGCAGUAUUUUCCUCUCUCAAACUAAUAACCGGUGUGAAUAUAUAUGAUAGUCUGCUUUAAUUAUUAUGAGUAUGUGAAUAAUCAGGUAUUUAAAACGUUAGGCUUCAUUAUUUAUUUUUAUGAAAGAGACAGGAUCACCCCAUAACAGCAUUAUAAUACAAUAUUAUGUAACAUUAUUGUUAAAUUUAAGCGUUGAUUGAAAUAUUAUACCUCAAUCAACGAUUUAAGUUAAAAGGAUCUAUAUCACAGUGUAUGUAAAAAUCUUAAGGCCCUAUCAACUGGAUUAAUGGAGGCAUACCUAUUUGGUAGCAGGAAAAUUUAUAUGAAAAAUUGAUGGAUUUGACCCUUAUUUUAAUGGAAGUUCAUUUUAUCUAACAAUAACACACUGAGACAUUCUGUUUUCAAUACUUCCACGACAUUUUUUACACGUUAAUGGUACAGUUGUUUCGGCAGAGUGUCUUUCUCAAGUGAUUUAUUUUACUAAACUAAAUUUCAAUAUGACAUGUACUUCAUGUAAACAAUUAUUGUAGUUGUUAAAGGUGUUCAAAAUGUAUCUACACGUUCCAUAGCAACAGUACAUUAUUAAAAUCACCUGAUCACUUUUUCUCAAUAGGUAUAAAUUAUUGUAAUCACUGAAUAUAUAGAUAGUGAAGAAAUAAUCAUAUUCAUUAAAUUAAUGAAUACUUAUUAUACAAGUAACUGUUAUCCAAAAAUAUUCAAACACUGAACCAAAUAGCCAUGAACAGCAUCUCCAAAAAUUAGUUUGGAAUAUUAUCUGGUCCCGUUGAAAAGGAGUUUCGGAGUAGAUUUCUUUCUUCUUCUAAGCCUUCUAUCGUCCAUGCAUGGACAUAGGCCUCUCCCAACUCCUUCCAUUGAUCUCUAUCCUGAGCAACAUACUUACAAUUUGUUCCAGCUAUUGUUUUUCUGAUAGUUGUGUACCCAGCAUUUGUCUUUCCAUUGCCCUUUCUAUUAUGGCUAGUUUACAGUUAAGUUUUUAAGGUGUAAAUAAUACUUAAAGUGACUUUUGUAAUUUACCUAUUUCUCUGUCUCUUACAUGUACAUGUUUUUUUAUUUAUUGCUUGUAUAUUUUUUAGUUUAAUGUAGGAAUGAUUUUAAAGUUAAGUUCCAUAAACCACAAAUUUAUAUUUUUAUUUAAUUUUUUUGGCACUACCCUAAUUGUUUUUGUAUUAUGACUUUUCCUGUUGUACAAUAAAUUUGAUUUGAUAUGUAAUAAUUAAAAAAUAUUUACUGAAGAAA
This is a messenger RNA of Diabrotica virgifera virgifera (western corn rootworm), 3340 nucleotides long. RefSeq lists its product as uncharacterized. The record is from RefSeq and is a predicted model, not a curated record. Bases 284 to 1498 code for a protein of 404 amino acids. The transcript has 2 exons. NCBI's taxonomy places the organism in Eukaryota, Metazoa, Arthropoda, Insecta, Coleoptera, Chrysomelidae.